Messenger RNA from Emericellopsis atlantica, 1047 nucleotides. RefSeq names its product centromere protein H (CENP-H)-domain-containing protein. Gene Ontology annotation, biological process: kinetochore assembly. The transcript is spliced from 3 exons. Bases 124 to 831 code for a protein of 235 amino acids. The record is from RefSeq and is a predicted model, not a curated record. Lineage: Eukaryota; Fungi; Ascomycota; Sordariomycetes; Hypocreales; Bionectriaceae. Gene Ontology annotation, cellular component: kinetochore.
GCAUCCAAAAAAAUUCGUGAAUUUCAUGUUUGGUGAGAAGGGGAACCACCUCCACGCCACCAGACGCGCACUGCAACAAAAUCUCAUCAACACCCGAGCCGCAAAUCGCCCGAUCAAUCAAGCAUGGAAGCAUCUCAAGAUCAACCGAUGCAGGAGGCGCCUGAAGAAGUCUCCUCCACAUUACCUGUGUCCGUCGAUGAGCAACGCGCUCUGGACCUCUACGACAAGCUGCAAGAACUUCGUCUGGAAAUUGCUAUCAUCAACGCGCAAAAGUCGCUACAAGGAGCAGUAGACGAAGAUGUUUACACCGAAGAGGCUGCCGCGACCGCGCGCAAUGAGCUCUCAGACGCGCGCGCCCGCUACCUGCUGCGCAACCAAAUUGUAGAUUCUGUGUUAUCGACAAACCCGAUCCUGAAGGCCGUACACAACGGCACAGAAGCCUCACCCGUUGAAAGGGAUCUGCUGCCGUACGUCCAGCAGCGUGACGAGAUGGCCAUCGCAGUGGCCAAUCUGGCCACCUCACGAGGCAGGACGCGAGAGGAGACUACAACGAUACAAACAGAAGAGCUUCGGGCUUCAAACCAGAACGUGGCACUCGCUGCACAAGUGCUACAACUCGCCGCCAAGCUGGAGCAGAAACGUUCGGCCUACUUGGAGGACGACGACGCACAACAGGCCAUACGUGAGAUUGGCAAUGGCCUCAAGGAAAGCCGAAAACGCUGGAGAAUGAUCAAGGGAGUUACAGCAGGCGUAGUUGCUGGCAGUGGCGUAGAUUGGGCGCGAGAUGAGGUACUUGGUGAGCUGGUCUUGGACCCAGAAGACGAUAUGUGAGCGUCUUGAGCUUCUCAACAUUCGGCUCGCGUCAUUAGGGACCUUUCAACUACAAUACCAAAGACGGACACGCGGAUGAGUUGCAUGUUCCCCUUUGCAUCGAUGGAUAAAGCGCGUUGGCUCCCCCCGGAAUGCCUCCCUUCAUUCGGCAGCGAAGUGUGGCUGACCAGCAGCUCUUGCUAUGAAGGGAACAAAACCGUAAGAUAUGCUCCACCU